Drosophila sechellia is the source of this 1728-nucleotide messenger RNA. It is a transcript of the gene ind, whose product is annotated as intermediate neuroblasts defective. Gene Ontology annotation, cellular component: nucleus. The transcript has a single exon. Gene Ontology annotation, molecular function: DNA-binding transcription factor activity, RNA polymerase II-specific; RNA polymerase II cis-regulatory region sequence-specific DNA binding. The record is from RefSeq and is a predicted model, not a curated record. Gene Ontology annotation, biological process: central nervous system development; regulation of transcription by RNA polymerase II; brain development. NCBI's taxonomy places the organism in Eukaryota, Metazoa, Arthropoda, Insecta, Diptera, Drosophilidae. Bases 601 to 1560 code for a protein of 319 amino acids.
AUUUUUAAUUAAAUACAUUUUUAACACUGUCUAUCAAAUAAGCUGCUUGAUGAUUUUAUUGAAAGUUCAAAAUACCAAUAAUGUAAUUUGAUCUAGCUUAGGCUGAACUAAUUCAGUUCCGUUUAAAAAGCUUUUACGCACUCUCUUCAACUUUCAAUUAAUCUCGAGUGAUAAUACGAAUUGGAAAGACUGAUUCGUUCCACAGGGACACCAACACAGUCUCAUAGCACACACCCAAACCCUCACACACAUACAUAUGCAUGGCUGGAUGGCAGAGGAGGGUUCGCCAUUGUCCUUUCGCACAGAUACAGUGAAGCAGCGCUUACCUGCCAUUUGCGGCAUUGUGAGUGAUCGAACAAGGGCGGAGCGUAAAUGGCAACAGUUGUUGCUAAAUGGUGACUAAAUGGCCGAACACACUCGCACAAACAACCCUCGAAUUGGCCCUCAGGGGUGUGGAAGUGGCAACCCCCAGAACAGGGUCUCGAGGUAUAUAAGAAGCGGGUGAGGGCGCAGCAGCCAGACAGUCUCGCACAGUCAGCGAUCGUGUUCAGUAGCUCAUAUCGAGAUCAGUUGGAAAACGAAAUACCCUAAGAACCCAAGAUGUCGCGUUCCUUUUUGAUGGAUUCCCUACUCAGCGAUAGGCCCAAUUUGAGCCAGAAGAAGGAGAAACUGGGAUCACCAGGAGGAAGUCCUACAGCCGCUGCUGCAGUGGCCGCAGCUGCCAUGUUACCAUCGAUACCGAUGCUUCCUUACCCGGCCAGCUAUGUGGGCAGCUAUCUCUUCUCCUUGGGCAUCCAGCAGCAGCAGCAGCAACAGCAGCAGCAACAGCACGCAGCAGCUGCAGCAGCGGCCGCAGCAGCAGCAGCUGCCUUGCAGCAGCAUCCACAUGUCAGUUCGAGUCCCGGUUCCCUUUACCAUCCAUACGCCCAGCUGUUCGCCAGCAAGAGGAAGUCCAGUGGAUUCAGCAACUACGAAGGAUGUUAUCCAUCGCCACCGCUCUCGGCCAAUACCAACUCCCAGCAAUUGCCGCCAUUACACAACCUCUACGGAUCUCCAGUUGUGGGCGGACUACCCUUACCCGAACCUGGUAGCUUCUGCACAUCACCGUCCGCUUCAUCGUCCGCCUCUUUGGAUUACACCAAUAACUUUGAUGAACCCCAAGGAAAGCGUUUCAAGCACGAGUCAUCCUGCUCACCGAACAGCUCACCACUGAAGAACCACUCUUCGGGAGUUCCCGCCGAGAUCACGCCGCUGAUCAACGAUUAUGCCGAUUCCAGCAAAAGGAUCCGCACUGCCUUCACCAGCACCCAGUUGCUGGAGCUCGAGCGGGAAUUCUCGCACAACGCCUACCUAUCCCGCCUACGUCGCAUCGAAAUCGCCAAUAGACUGCGCCUCUCCGAGAAGCAGGUGAAGAUCUGGUUCCAGAAUCGCCGAGUCAAGCAGAAGAAGGGCGGCUCCGAAAGCCCCACCUUCAAUCUGUCCACCAACUCCAAUGGAAGUCCCCAAGCAUCUCCAGUGUCUCCUCAAGUCAAAGUCCACGAAUUGAAGGUUGAGGCGUAGAAUCAAUAUAUCAAUCAAUUAUAAGAAUUAUGUAAUUGUACAGUAGAUUUUAGUCUGUUUUCAGCCAUAAGUAUGUUAACGUAAAUAAAUUUUAAUCAAAAAGAAUACCAAUGUUUUUGGGAUACAUAACUAUUAACAGAAAGCAAUUAUUUAUUUAUGCAAAGUUGG